Marasmius oreades (fairy-ring Marasmius) is the source of this 672-nucleotide messenger RNA. RefSeq lists its product as uncharacterized. The transcript has a single exon. The coding region runs from base 1 to 672 and encodes 223 amino acids. Lineage: Eukaryota; Fungi; Basidiomycota; Agaricomycetes; Agaricales; Marasmiaceae. The record is from RefSeq and is a predicted model, not a curated record.
AUGAGCUCCCAUUAUCUGCAUGAAAAACGGGUGCCGAGGCAUAGGGUGGCUGGCAUUCGAGAUUCUUCCUCUCCUGAAACGAACGUUGUCUCAAAAUCCCCGCUUGAAAUGGCCCUUUCUGAACGUCAAAAGCUAUUCACAAGGCUCUCCGAGGAUCCGGAACUAUCUCAGCACAAAAUCUACCGUUUCUGCGCGCCCAUCAUCGUGUUUCUGGCACUGGUUUUGUCAGCUACACUAAUAUCACGCAAAUGGAGUGCUGUGGACCUCGUGCAGAACGAAAGUACUCUGGUCAAGAUGCUACUCGCUGUGGUUUCUGUCGUUCUGGGAUCUUUGCUCACUUUACGUGGGUUGAUUUGGGUUAUUGGGCGAGGUGUCCGUAUGUUUCUCCAGGUAGACUUGAAUGCCUCCUCGCGAUCCCUUCAGGCUGAGAUAAUGACUGGGAUGUUUGGGAUGGAGGUGAGUGACCUUGAAUUUGCCUGUUAUCAACCCUCCUCAUGCAUAUUUCACGGUAGUAACUCGAAGCAGACAUCUAUUUAUGCCUAUGUUUAUGGUGUUAUGGUGCAGCCUCUGCUCUUGAUGGCUCUGGAUCACAUCAAGACCUCUUUCCAACUAUCUCAGAACGUGUAUUUGAUCGAUACCUCUCGAAGGCCAUAUCAGAAUGUUGAAAUAUGA